AUGCAGCUGUGCUUCCAACCUCUGGAGCUGUUGCCCUCCCUUUCUUUCUCCUCACCACCCAUCCCACUCCCUCGCCUUCCUGCGCUCCUCCCAACCAACCCCCUGAUUAUGAAUUCCAACCUGAGAGUCGCGUGCUUCCACUUAACUCCCUUCGUGAGGAUUGACCUGCUCCCAGAGAAGCGCAUGCUGCUGUAUCCGAAUCCUCAGAUAUGUUCCCCCAUGCCCCCCGCCUUUCCCCCCUUCCCCCCACCAACCCCACUCUGUCCCCCUGGUCCUCCCAAUCCCCGCAGGAUCGAUCUGCUCCCAGAGAAGCGCAUGCUGCUGAUCAAUCUGCUCCCAGAGAAGCGCAUGCUGCUGAUCGAUCUGCUCCCCGAGAAGCGCAUGCUGCUGAUCGAUCUGCUCCCAGAGAAGCGCAUGCUGCUGAUCGAUCUGCUUCCCGAGAAGCGCAUGCUGCUGUAUCCGAAUCUCGCCAAGAUGGCGGGCUCCCAUUGGCUGGAGGCGCGUGUGCGCGCCGUGCACGGUCCACGUGGCAGCCCCACAGCGUGCCACGUGUUCGGACACACACACUUCCACUGGGACUCGUGGGUCGAUGGCAUCAGGUACCUGCAGGCCCCUCUGUGCUACCCCCCGAGGGAUUUAGCCGAUCUACCCGACGAUGGCAGCAGACGCUCGUCGGUCUCUGAGGCUGCAGCGGAAGGCACUCUGGCGGAAGUGGAGGAGAAGCAGCGUCUUCUGGCCGGCUGGCGUCGCGUGCCGCACAACAAGUCGCUGGACGACCUCCACUCGUCCGUCUACGUGCCGCCUCCCGAGUCGGCCUGGUACUACAAGCUCUUCGCGUUCACCGGCCUGGGAUUCGUCGUCAGCGUCGGGUACAUGGACCCGGGAAACUGGGCCACGGACAUUGCGGGAGGGUCGGCGUUCGGAUACACGCUGCUGUUCGUCGUGCUCAUGUCUUCCAUCUGCGCUAUGUUCCUCCAGAGCCUGUCUUUAAAGCUCGGCGUCGUCGGCGAGAGGGACCUCGCGCAGGCCUGCCGCGACGCGUACCCGCGCUACGCUAAUCUUACCCUCUGGAUUCUCGCCGAAAUCGCCAUCGCCGCUACGGACCUUGCGGAAGUUAUUGGAUCCGCGACAGCCAUGUACCUUCUCUUCGGCUUACCCUUGUGGAUAGGCAUCCUUGUAACGGGAGCCGAUUGCCUCCUUAUAAUCUUCCUCGGCGGCCGCAGCGCGCGCGUGUUGGAGCUGCUGAUCUUCAUCCUCUGUGCUGUAAUCGCCGCGUGCAUGACGUACGAGUUAAUCGCGGUGCAUCCCGACUGGGCCCUAGUCAUGAAAGGGUUCGUUCCCUCAGGCCAGAUUUUCACAAACCCUGACGUGCUAUACGCAGCGGUGGGUAUCCUGGGAGCAACGGUCAUGCCGCACAACCUCUACCUCCACUCCAGCAUCAUCCAGACGCGCAAUUACAGCCGCACGGCCGAGGGCAAGCGCAUGGCAGUCCGUUACGGCACGUGGGACUCGUGCCUGUCGCUCUUCGUCGCGUUCUUCGUGAACGCGGCGAUUCUGAUCCUCGCGGCCGCGGCGUUUUACUACAACCCGUCAGGCCAGCAAACCGUGGCGGAUAUCAGCGACGCGUACCACCUGCUCGCGCCCGCCAUCGGCGAUACCGCCGCGAGGAUCCUCUUCGGAGUCGCUCUGCUGGCCAGCGGGCAGAAUUCCACCAUCACGGGAACGCUUUCUGGACAAAUUGUGAUGGAGGGGUUUGUAGAUGUGAAGCUUCCGCCGUGGCUGCGCCGCAUGGUGACUCGCUGCAUCGCGAUCAUCCCUGCUGUCAUUGUGGCUGCUAUCGGCGGGAUGGAAGGUGCUGGGAAGCUUCUGGUGCUGAGCCAGGUGAUUCUCUCGCUGCAACUGCCGUUUGCCAUUGCGCCGCUGGUGCAUUUCACGUCAUCCCCGGCUCGCAUGGGGAAGUUUGUGAAUGGAUGGGUGAGCAUGAUUCUGGCGAUUCUCCUGACGUUGGUGAUUAUAGGGCUCAACGGGUUCCUUGUGGUGCAGUGGGCCAUGGGUGGUUAG
Closterium sp. Naga37s-1 is the source of this 2061-nucleotide messenger RNA. The record is from the annotation of a GenBank genome assembly. Lineage: Eukaryota; Viridiplantae; Streptophyta; Zygnematophyceae; Desmidiales; Closteriaceae.